Messenger RNA from Fopius arisanus, 2192 nucleotides. RefSeq lists its product as uncharacterized. The record is from RefSeq and is a predicted model, not a curated record. Gene Ontology annotation, cellular component: nucleus. Bases 256 to 1830 code for a protein of 524 amino acids. Gene Ontology annotation, molecular function: cis-regulatory region sequence-specific DNA binding; DNA-binding transcription factor activity. The transcript is spliced from 5 exons. NCBI's taxonomy places the organism in Eukaryota, Metazoa, Arthropoda, Insecta, Hymenoptera, Braconidae. Gene Ontology annotation, biological process: regulation of DNA-templated transcription.
GUUGCACAGAAGCUCCGAACGCUUCUCUUAAAAAACUGAGAAUUUAUAAUCUGUCCGAUAAUAUUACUAACUUUGAGUUUGAAUUCUCAGCAGUCCUACUGAGUUACAAACCGGGUACAAAAAUUCCAGGGGUUUUUGCUUUUUUUACGGAUAAUGAAAGUCCCCGCGGAACUUUGAAUCAUCCCCGUGGCUUCGUUAAAUUGAAUUUUAAGAGUUUGAUGGAGAGAGUGGUUUGAACAUCGUCAUCCUGACAGAAUGAUCGGGCCGUCGUCGGGGGCCAGUGGAGUCGCGAAUCGCGAGGGUGAGAAUACGGUGAGGGUCAAGCGGAAGCUCUUUGACGAUCUGGAUAUUGACAGCUUCUGCGAGGAGUUUCAAACGAAAAAGUGUCACUCCAUGGAGCAGGAUGAGCUGGGCCUAUCACAGGUGCAUCAAUCAGGAUUUUGUGCUGAGUCUCUGCAGAAUUCCGAGGGUGCACCGGUGGCGAGACUCGAAGUGCUUGUGGUGGACGGCACUUGGGAUGUGUCCAGUCUCGGGGGUGCCGAUCUGAUUGACCUGUCGACUUCGGUUAAUGGAAAUUCCGGAGUGCAGGGGAUGUCUGACGUGGGGAAUAUCGAUGGAAAUUACGGGACUAUUCUUUCUUACUGGGAACCGACUGUCGAGGAUGCGGGACAAUUGACGCAAACGUCCGGGGAACAGACGUCGACUGUGGAAACACCAAUGGGAAACAGUCAGCCUGAGGAUCAGGAGAACGGAAAUCUAUCGUGGCUUUUGGAUUUCAAACUCGAUUCCCUGAUUGAAGCCCCAGAGGAUAAACCCCCUGUCCCACCGCCGCGGAAUAACUACUUAGGGUCGAGAAAUCGAAAUGCCGGGACCAAUCGAGUGGAUACGACUGCUUCGUAUGUCACAGAGAUUCGAGGAAAUUACAGCGAGCACAAUACGUCGGGCCAUCGUCAGCCCCAAUCAAGCUCGUAUGCAUCCGAUAAUCGAAAUUUCUCGACAUCUCGUUACGGUGGUCCAAAGAAACCCCCGUUCACGUACACCGAGCUCAUAGAGCACGCCCUGCAGGAACGAGGGGAAUUGACAGUCUCAGCGAUAUAUCAGUGGAUAUCAGAGCACUUUCCGUACUACAAGAGCAACGACGAUCGCUGGAAAAAUUCCGUGAGACACAAUUUAUCGAUAAAUCCCCAUUUCCGAAAGGGAUCGAAAGCCCCUCACGGGGCUGGGCAUUUGUGGGCCAUAGCCAAUCGCGAUGGCAGGCCAAGGGCUUUGAGCGCACAGCAGAUCAGUGCUCUUCCAACGCAAAAGCAAAUACUGAAGAACAUCGCCGAGAGCAGUUAUCCACGAAGAAGUAAUAACGCAGUGAGACAAAAUGUAGUGAUAGAUGAAGUAGCUGCGGCAACUGCUAGCAUCUGUCAGUCACCGGAGGAGAGUGUCGUGGGUUCUGUUACGUUGGAGCACUGCGCUGAACAGAUACUCAGUGGAAUUAAGAGGGAGGUAGAGGUGCAGUACCUAAUGCCAAUGGCAUUGCAAAAUAAUGCGCAGGAUACGAAUCAAGAAAUUCAACAGGCUGAACACAAUUGCGAAGACAAGGAAACUGAGCGUGACUGUUGGAACGUUCUUGCAGACUUUCUGAACCCAGUGGCCAAGGAAGUAGUAGCUGAAGAGUGUGGACUGAUCGGUGAGAGCUACCUCGUUACCGACCUUAACCCAGGAGGCCUUGGUCUCAGCAUGUCCGAGUCCGAGAUCAUCACUCCCGAUCAUCUCUUCGGGGAAGAGUUGAGCUUUCAAUUUUACGAAUUGACAUCCCCCUCACAGAUACAGUCAGCCUGACACCGGGAUAAAAAUCGAAUUCGUGUGAUAAUUGUCGAUGAAAAAAAACUAGAGAAUGUGGAGAUUGUCAAUGGUGAUGUUGGUAAGGACGUGGAGAUCGAUGGAAAUGAACAAUCGAUGAUUAACAUACUUGACAGUUGAUUGCAUUGGCUAUCAAUGUGCCUUAACUACUAGAACCGUAAGAAAACACGUAAAAGUAUUGAGAAUGAAUGCUGCAAUUAAGAUACGCGUUUGAUCAAAAAAGUUUAAAAAAAAACAAAAAAAAAUGCUUGCAUGUGUCAACGUAACUUACAAUUUACGUCGUAUUUAUCACGUUUAUCUCAUAGCCUUUACGGACUUGGAAUCAUGUUUUUUGUAUUAGU